GGGGGGAACAAAAGGGAAGCAGCUGCUAGGAGUCCUGAAGGAGGAGAGGGGAACGAGACCCACAGAGCCAGCAGGACCCGCAAAGGCAGGGGCACAGGGACACACAGCAGGGAGCAAGUGCCAGCAGAGAGCCAGCCUGGGAGACCCCCACCCAGGGGUCAGAGGAGCCCAGACAGACAACCAGAGGCAGGGGACAGGGGAGGGGGAGCUAGGGCCAAAGAGGGACCAGUCAGCCACAGGGACAGAGGGACAGAGAAAGCGAGGGAGGGAAAGGAAGAGAAGGGAAGGGAGAAAAGGACAGGAAAGAGAAGAAGAGAGGGGAGGGGGCCAGGAGCAGGAGGAGCAGAAAGGCCGCCCAGACAGAGGCCGGCCAGCGAGCCAGGAGCCUUUGAAGAAGCUGCCGAGCAUCCCCGAGCUGGGGUCAGGCCAGGCCGCAGACGCAGCAUGAGCAGCCCCGUGCUCCUGAGAAGGAACUCUAGCAGACAGGGCCUGGAGAACCUCCUGAGGCUCACCACUCAGUGGAGUGUGGAGGACGAGGAAGAAGCUGCCCGUGAGCGACGCCGGAGGGAGCGAGACAGGCAACUGCAGGCCCAGGACAAGGAUGGAGGCUGCUGCUCCCCAGAAAGGCCGGAGCAGGAGGCACUCCUCAGCCUGAAGCCCUCGGAAGCCCUUGAACUGGAAGAGGACGAGGGUUUUGGUGACUGGUCCCAGAAACCAGAGCAGCGGCAGCAGCACUUGGGGGCUGAGGGGUCCUCGGACCGAGGGGAGCCCCCUCGGGCCAACAGUCCAGAGGGGCAGCAGGAAGACAGACCCCUCCAAUGUGCCUGUGAAAAUGAGGACGAUAAUGAACUGAACCUAGCCCAAGUCCAUCUGAAGGAGUCGUAUCUGAGCCAGGAGGAGCAUGGCCCAAAGGAGACCGUCCAGGACACCUCAGCUGUGGUAGAGGCUGAGGAGGCAGAUGAGAAAUGUCAGCAUCCCAGGACGACCAGCCCCUUGGACUUGGAGGGGAUUACUGAGCAGACCUCACCCCCACUGAGCCCCAGCACCAAACUGAUCGACCAGACUGAAUCCCAGAACCUCUCCAUAAAGAAGAGUAACAGUGUGAAGAAGUCCCAGGCAGCCUUGCCCAUCUCUAAGAUUGAUGAGCGGCUGGAGCAGUACACUCAGGCCAUCGAGACUGCUAGCCGGAUCCCCAAGCUAACGCGCCAGGCCUCCAUAGAGCUGCCCAGCAUGGCUGUGGCUAGUACCAAGAGUCGGUGGGAGACAGGAGAGGUGCAGGCUCAGUCCACAGCCAAGACUCCUUGCAAGGAUAUUGUAGCUGGAGACAUGAGCAAGAAAAGUCUCUGGGAGCAGAAAGGAGGCUCCAAGACCUCAUCAACAAUUAAGAGCACUCCAUCUGGGAAGAGGUACAAGUUUGUGGCCACUGGACAUGGGAAGUAUGAGAAGGUGCUUGUGGAUGAGGGCUCAGCGCACUAGGCUGCUCGUGUCCAGGUCGGCAGGUCGGGCUGGAGACACCCUCCACACUCUCAAGAGAGAAGCCAGCCAGAUGCCUGCCUGAAGUCCUGGCUAAGAAGUCACUUCCUGUUGCCAGCCAGACUGCCCUUGUCCCUCUAAUGCCCCUGCCUCCACUACCACCUCCUUUUGCAUCUGGAUCCUCCAACCUCUCUCCCUCCUACCCUCUGACCCCAGCUGCCUCUCACAACCGGGAAAUGAAAGAAACUCCCCAAUCAUGGGCUAAAGGGGCCACCCCCAGAGAGGUCAAGUGCUCCUGAAGAAGAUGGGAGAUGAAGACAGCAUGUACCUCACCAGAUCUGAGUGCCUCCUGAAGGGUGACCUCCAGGUUACAUGCCACCAACAUCUGUGCUGGAUGCUCGGGCUGUGUCCCUCCCUUGCCCCUGCUUGCAGCCCCUCCUCCAUUUUGUGUAAUAAAGCUCUGCCUAUGUCCUA
Messenger RNA from Tupaia belangeri chinensis (Chinese tree shrew), 1947 nucleotides. It is a transcript of the gene LSP1, whose product is annotated as lymphocyte specific protein 1. The record is from RefSeq and is a predicted model, not a curated record. Lineage: Eukaryota; Metazoa; Chordata; Mammalia; Scandentia; Tupaiidae. Bases 445 to 1476 code for a protein of 343 amino acids. Gene Ontology annotation, molecular function: actin binding. The transcript has 11 exons. Gene Ontology annotation, biological process: signal transduction.